AUGGCCAGUUGUCGCCUGAAUUCCCAGUUUGAGGACCAGAGCCCCCAGUCUAGCUCUUCGGGGCUCCCCAUGGAGGUGAUCGUCAGUGAAGAAAUCCCAAGCCCCUCAGCCCUCUGGGCCAGCUCCAGCUCCCUGCCUUGGCGCCCCGGCUCUAAGAGGAAGUGGUCAGCGGCAUUCGGAGCAGAAGCGGAGGACGAGGCCCAGGACAGCUGGAUCGUGAAGUCACUGAGUGGGCUUAGGAUAAGGCUGAAGAAACAGCAGGUGCUCAUGGUGCUGCCUGAACACCACGUGGUCUUCAACAGGAUGCUUGAGGAUCAUGUCAUUAAGAGAUUCCUGACCUGGGAUAGAAACCUGAAGGUAUCCGACAAGUAUCUCCUGGCGAUGGUGAUUGCUUAUUUCAGCCGAGCCGGCCUCUUCUCCUGGCAAUACCAGAGGAUCCAUUUCUUCAUAGCUCUCUACCUGGCCAGUAAGAUGGAAGAGGACAACCACGCCCCCAAACAGAUCAUCUUUUCAUUCCUCUAUGGAAGGAACCACUCCCAGCGUCCCUUGUUCCACAAACUGCUUUUCCAAUUCAUCUGUUCCAUGAACUGGAAGAUGAGGGUCACCCAGGAAGAGUGUGAGAAGAUCCAAGCUAUUCACCCGAGACUCUGGGUGUGGGAUCGAGAUCGUGCCCUCUUGCCCUAG
Rangifer tarandus platyrhynchus (Svalbard reindeer) is the source of this 684-nucleotide messenger RNA. Lineage: Eukaryota; Metazoa; Chordata; Mammalia; Artiodactyla; Cervidae. The record is from the annotation of a GenBank genome assembly.